CUGUAAGAGACGUCAACCCAUCUUUUUUUGUUCUUGUUAUAAUUGUCUUAACACGACACAAUCACUCACUCACUCCCUCACUCAUCAUUAUGUCUCCUCGUUCACCUCCAUCAUCGUCCGACAACGACGACCAUCCGGUCGCCGCGGCACAUGUCCAAAGAGCAGAACAUGAAGCUUCCAUCAAUCGUAACCCACACCCUGACUUUAUUCGAGUUCAAGCCUCGAGACCAGAUUGGUCUGAAAGUCAUGCGGCUUCCUCGUCGUCCUCAUCGUGGAAGUUUACAAAAACUCGAGAUCCAAAUUGGAAAUGGGGUCAAGGUGGUAACGAUAACGGAGAGUCUUUGGACAAAGACCAUGUCGAAAUCGACCCCUAUGCUCCUGGGAGACCUUCGAAUUUUAAUUAUAAAUUAUUGAUUUCAGGAAUCGUACCUAGACCUAUCGGGUUUUAUAGUACCGUUUCCAAAGAUGGCAAAUCAUCAAAUUUGGCACCAUUUUCAUAUACAAACCUAGUUUGUUCUGACCCUCCUAUGUUCACGGUUGGAAUUUCCGGUAAUGUUCAAAAUGCCAAAGAUACACUAAAGAAUUUGAUCGAUACGGGAGAAUGCGUCUUGAACAUGGUCUCUGAACAUUUUAUCGAAGCAGCCAACGCCACUUCCAUCAACAGUCCCCACGGAGUGUCCGAGUGGUCCCUCUCCGGCCUACACCCCGAGGCCAGUACUCACGUCAAGCCGGCGAGGGUCAAGGAAUCGGUGUUCGCCAUCGAAUGUAAACUCGUCGAGGUCAGGGAAUUCGAGAGUCGAUCCAAACCGGGACGCAAAUCUGGCGCGAUGGUCAUUCUCGAGGGAAUAAAUUUCUGGGUGAGGGAGGACGCCAUCAACGAGGACCUGAACAUGAUUGAUCCGGAUAUCAUUCGUCCGAUAUGUAGAUUAGGAGGUAUCACUUACGGAAGGGUCACGGAGGGAUUCGAAUUGUUGAGACCAGAGUAUGAAAAGACAAAAGCUUCAGGGGCGUUGGACGCAACAACAUCUACCUCUACUUCGGACACCGAGGCAACUACACCCAAACCGACGACGACGACGACGACGACGACGACGACCACACGUACCAGGGAUAAGUUAUGAUACACUAAAACAUCACCCAUCUCAAAAAUAAACUUCCUCACCAUCGCCCUCGAAGAAACAGGAUAGAACACAAUAGACUUGUUCUUGUGUAUGGAGCGGUCUCUGCCCGUGGAAAAUCACCACCAGAAGUGCCAUAUGUGUAUUCCACUCACGAAACUUGAGCUUGAUAUACAAGGCCAUAUGUGGCAAUUGUCGCUCAACAACCUCAUAUUCCAUAUCCACAAUACUCCACUAGCAUGCCUAACAAAGGGAUAUCACGAAAAAGGAGCCAGGCAUUGAAUGAUGUCCGAAACGAACCAUGCCCAUGUUGAUUUAAACCGAAUCCUUGUACGAGUGACAUAUCACCGCAAGCCGAUGACACUCUAAAGUGGACCAUAGUCCAUACUCUUCGAAUCCAGACCUUCACCUUGCCUUCAACACCUGCAACAUCAUCCAACUCUACUCCUUCCCACCAGCAUCUUCUCGCGGGUUUUCGCCAGAACAGUAGUAGUUUCUGAGCCAUGCCGACGGCAUUACUGCCUGCGAUGUCACCCUUGACGUCUGUCCGUAACCGAGCCAGGGCUAGACUGCAGAUGACUGCUUUGUUUGGUUCUCCUGCUCGAUGACCCCAGCUGUCAUCAUGAUUGAAUCCCCUGCGUUUUGUCAGCGCAGCACGUCGAAACGUAUGAUAAGCAAACGUACCCGGCAGUCAGCAUCUCUAUUAGAUGCUGCUCGGUGGUUCCGGCUUCUUCACUCCGUUUGAGUCCCGAGAAGAUGCCGUUUUGCUUGACUAAUGACCUUCCCGCUGCUCUCUUGACUUCGGUCAUUUCCAACGCUUCAAUGUCGGCGCGAGGAGGAAUGACAUAGAAGUCGAGGUCUUCUCUCAAGACAAUAAUCCCCGCCCUGUCUUGAAGCAUGUCUUUGGUAGAACCUUGAAGUGGUUCGAUUGAGAUGGGGUCAUUCUCGGAGGGGGUGGUUGGUGAAGGCGAUCUUGAAGGGAUUGAUUGUGCGACGUCACGGAAGAAGUUUAACAUAUACUGCAGGGAUGCUGGGUCAUACUGUGUACGAUAAGUAAUGUCUCCAAGAUAAAUAGAAGGAUUUGCAAGGACAAUGAUGGGAUGGGUUCUAGAUGAGAGACGUACGUCGACGGGAUAGACAUCGCCGUCAUGAAACGAGUUCAUGUGGCCGUCUGGUAGCAGGCCAUUGGGAAAGAGGGAGAGUAGGACGAAUUCGGGCAAUGUCAAUAAUUCCUCUCUGGAAAGCGUGAAGCGGGUGCCCCUAGUCACAGUCAGUUUCCCACCUUCGCUUCAGCUCCGGAGUAGACCGUACCUCAGAUC
Exophiala oligosperma is the source of this 2437-nucleotide messenger RNA. RefSeq lists its product as uncharacterized. NCBI's taxonomy places the organism in Eukaryota, Fungi, Ascomycota, Eurotiomycetes, Chaetothyriales, Herpotrichiellaceae. The coding region runs from base 90 to 1121 and encodes 343 amino acids. The transcript has 5 exons. The record is from RefSeq and is a predicted model, not a curated record. Gene Ontology annotation, molecular function: FMN binding.